Coffea eugenioides is the source of this 972-nucleotide messenger RNA. Its product is annotated as ferruginol synthase-like. The coding region runs from base 1 to 972 and encodes 323 amino acids. The record is from RefSeq and is a predicted model, not a curated record. Lineage: Eukaryota; Viridiplantae; Streptophyta; Magnoliopsida; Gentianales; Rubiaceae. The transcript has 2 exons. Gene Ontology annotation, molecular function: heme binding; monooxygenase activity; oxidoreductase activity, acting on paired donors, with incorporation or reduction of molecular oxygen.
AUGAAUCCUCCAACCAUCCCUUUUUGGCUGCUAGUAGUACUGUUUUCUCUUAUUGGCUAUUGUAUUCACGUUGUCAUAACGAAUUUCAGCAAGCACAAGGCCAAGGAACUCCCUCCAGGGCCUUCCCAAUUUCAAACCAUCGGUACGUUCCGAAGCAGUGAACCUUUCCACGCAUCACUUGCGAAAGUCUCUCAAACUUAUGGACCUCUAUUGUCACUUAAGCUAGGAAGCAGAACAAUGAUAGUUGUUUCAUCACCGAAAAUUGCCAAGAAAUUUCUUCAUGAGCAUGAUCUUGAGUUCUCUGGCAGAAUACUUGUUGAUGCCGCCACAGUAUUUGACCACCAUAAAGUGUCUAUUAUCUGGUCACCACCACAAAGCCCCUGGCGCAUUCUUCGCAAAGUAUGCAAAGAACAUAUAUUUUCAUCAGAAAGACUCAAAGCUGGUCAAGGGCUCCGCCAAGAAAAGGUGCAGCAUCUGUGCAACUAUGUACAAGAAUGUUGUAUCAACGGGCAAGCUAUAAAUAUUGGUGAAGCUGCCUUCUCAACAUCUCUCAGCUUGAUGUGGAACACCUUCUUCUCGGUUGAUUUUGGACAAUCAGAUUCUAUCUCGUCCGAAGAAAUUAAAGAAACUGUAUGGAGUAUGAUGAAAACUUUUAGCAGUCCUAAUCUUGCGGACAUCUUUCCCAUCCUCAAAGCCAUAGAUCCCCAGCGUCUAAAGGGUCGAGCCAAGUUUUAUAUGGGAAAGCUGCUUGAUAUUCUUGAUGGUAUCAUACGCCGAAGAGUACAAGAAAGGGACGCAUCUCUCACUUAUACAAGGAAAAAUGACUUCUUGGAAACCCUCCUUGAUCUUAAUCAGCAAAAUGAAGCUGUAUUAAGCUACCAUAGCUUGAAACAUUUCCUUCUGGAUUUAUUCAUUGCAGGGUCAGAAACAGGUUCAACCACCGUGGAAUGGGUGAUGACAGAGUUACUAUGA